Zootermopsis nevadensis is the source of this 2083-nucleotide messenger RNA. RefSeq names its product protein BANP. Gene Ontology annotation, biological process: protein localization to nucleus; negative regulation of protein catabolic process. NCBI's taxonomy places the organism in Eukaryota, Metazoa, Arthropoda, Insecta, Blattodea, Termopsidae. Gene Ontology annotation, molecular function: DNA binding. The record is from RefSeq and is a predicted model, not a curated record.
UCAGAUGUCUCUUCGACCACCUCACAACUACACCGACUAAUUUCAUUGGCUAAAAUUCUGCACACAGUGGAUAGCCAUUUCAUCGUCAAACGCGUGAAACUGCGUGAAAAGCAGAAGAAAGAGGGGGAAUUUGAAGAUCCAUAACAAAAGUGUAACUGGUUCCCUUUACAAUGUCUGGUGUGCCCCUUCUAAAGCGUGCAAGAGUUGAAAGCAAAACAAUCCUCUCAGCAAUAGAAGCUUGCAGCAAAGAAAUGUCCAACUUAAAACUGGCAUUCAACCAACGAUUAGCGAGUAUUGAAAAUCGCAUGGGACUUAUUACAGCAGGGUGUAAUACCAUCAUUUCAAGAAUGGAUGCUCUCGACAACUUUGUACAAAACUGUGUAAAAUCGGAUGGUCUCAGACACUCUUGUUGCGAAGAGGUUCUCCAGAAAAUUAAUACAAUAGAGGAAAUAUUAAAAUCUUCACCUGUGACGCAUCACAUUUCAUCUUUAAAAGAUGACAUUGAAAUCUCAAAUACAGAUAUAUCGUCUCCUGUGGUGUUAGUACGAAAUCACAAACCGGCGCAAGUUAGUGCAUCACUGGGACUGGAUUCCACACUACAAGUUAUCACACUAAACAGCAAGACAGACUUCCCUGAGGGAAGUUGGCUAGGGGAUGAAAAUAAUCCUGAAGCCAGAGUGCGCUGUGCAAUCACUCCAUCGAACUUACUUCAUAUAAACACAUUCUGCCAAACUCCAGAGAAAAUGGCUGUCACUCUGCUUGAUUACCUGUUUCCACGAGAGGUACUGGCCGUGUCAAACUUGUCAGGAAAAGGGAAACACCGCAAGAGACAACUGGAUCCUCUCAUGAUUUAUGGAAUUCGGUGUCAUUUAUUGUACAAAUUCAACAUCACUGAGAGAGACUGGUAUCGAAUAAAGCAGAAUAUGGAUUCAAAAUGCAGAACGGCUUGGAAGAAGAAAGUACGAGGACUGCCACUUGGAGGCUUCAGGGGUUCCAGUCAAAAUGACAGCUCUUCUCAUCAGCUGCAUCAUAUUAUCUCUGAGGAUGGAGAGCCUUUAAUUGUCGCAGCUGAUUCGUAUGUGGAGGAUGAUUCUGUUGAAGCACUGGAAGCUCAGGUCAUUCAUACAUCACAGGGUGAUAUCAAAGUUUUACAUGCGACACCUGAACAGCUUGCUCGUUUACAAGAGACACAUCACAUUCAAGUUUUGAGCGAAGAUCAAAUUUUACCGGUUUUACAUGAACAGAUAAUGGACUCAGAGGACACUGUGGUUGAGACAGCAAAUUCGCUGACACUGGGUUGUUCAGACCAGACAUUAACAAUAGUAACAUCGACAGGUGAAGUGAGUGUAGAUGUAGAAAACAUAGCAAGUCAUCACGGGCAGCUGGUGGAGACACAGGUGUUGCAAAUAGGAGACAACGGUGAUUUGGGAGUGGUGGAAACCAGCGACAGAGUAACGGAAGGAAGCGAAUUCAUUACACUUGACUGACAUGCCAAUCUGCAAACCUGAUCAGUUACAGAUGAACAAAGAAACAAGCUAAAAGUAUGAAUUCUAGGAAUUAUGUAAUCAAAAGAGUUGUUAAUCCUAUACUUUGUUUCAUUGGUAUAGGCUAUUACACACAUCCUUUGAUAAAGAGUUCAAAUUCGCAUAACAGAACAUAAACUACUUACUGAUCAAUAGGUUGCAGGGGACUUGUAAGCACACUUUAAAGACCGCUACAAAAUGCAACGCCUGAAGCCAAGAAACGUACUCAGUCCAGCUCUGUGACAACAUAUAAUGGAUGUUCUGUGCCCGUACUGUAUUUAACGCCACUACAUUUAUAGAAAUAUGUAUAUAGCAUAUACUUCUACUUCUGUUUGUCUAUGGGACAUAAUAUAUUAAUGUUGAUACACAAAUUCAUUAUCACGUGUAAUGAUUAUUGCAAUAUGUGUACCAUACAUGCAAACAAGUCAGAAUUAUAUUUUAUUCUGUAUUUAUUAUUAACGUCAAUAAAACUGCACAUCGUGAAUUGUGCAAUAAAACACGAUUCGAGUUAAAUUUUGUAUCGUUUUCUUUGUUUUUUAUUAAAGCACAUUUUUGGCCUU